AUGGCCACGGCCUUUACAUACAUCUGUAUAAUAUAUUUCAUUUGUGAAGUGGUUGUGGUGUACACCGAACACAGUGAGCUGACAAAAUUAAUGAGAAACCUUGAAAUUAUACCCGAUGUCCUGGAUGAGGCCCCCAUGUAUUUAUUGAAGGUUACAUAUUCUGGUGGUAUUUCGGCCGAUAGAGGUGUUGAACUGACUCCCACGCAAGUAAAGGAUCAACCAAACGUUGAAUGGGAAGCUGAUAGUGAUGAUACUUACUAUGCAUUGGUAAUGAUCAAUCCUGAUAUCCCAUCUCGUGAAAAUCCAGCCUGGCGAGAAUGGACUCAUUGGCUAGUGGUUAAUAUUCCUGGCAAUCAAAUAGAAAAUGGCGAUGUUUUAAGGGAAUAUGUUGGUUCGGGUGCCCGGAAGGAUACGGGAUUACAUCGUUACAUCAUACUGCUGUUUAAACAACCCGAAAAAUUGGAAUUUGAUGAAAAACGUCACAGCAAUACUGAAUCUGUUGGACGGGAAAACUUCUACACACGGAAAUUUAUGGAAAAAUAUAAUCUGGGUACUGCAUGGGCUGGUAAUGUUUUCGUAGCUCAAUAUGAUGACUAUGUACCGCUUGUAUACAAACAAAUGGGUAUUCCAAUGAAAUGA
Musca vetustissima is the source of this 639-nucleotide messenger RNA. RefSeq names its product protein D3-like. The transcript is spliced from 2 exons. The coding region runs from base 1 to 639 and encodes 212 amino acids. The record is from RefSeq and is a predicted model, not a curated record. NCBI's taxonomy places the organism in Eukaryota, Metazoa, Arthropoda, Insecta, Diptera, Muscidae.